UAUGGCGCCUCACCGGUACAUCCAGAGCAGCUCAGCCGCCGUUCAGAGCGUGACAGCCGCCGAAGCUGCACCGCCGGGUCCCUUCUACGGUGAACCACACAAGUUUGAUCCUUCCUUCAGAGGUCCAGUCCGAAGAAGAAGCUGCACUGAUGUCCUAUGUUGUUUGAUCUUCAUCAUUGUCAUCUUCUCGUAUGUUGCCCUUGGGAUAGUGGCCUGGUUACAUGGGGACCCCAGGAAGGUGCUGCAUCCAACAGACAGCUAUGGCCAGUUCUGUGGUCAGAAGGGAACUUCCAAUGCGAAGAAACCCAUCCUGUUCUAUUUCAACAUCUUGAAAUGUGCCAACCCUGCUAUACUCAUCAACCUACAGUGCCCCACAACUCAGAUGUGCGUGUCAAAGUGCCCAGACAAGUUUGCCACCUACACUGAGAUGCAGCUGCAGCACAAACUCAGCAAGAGUUACUGGGAAUAUUACAGACAGUUCUGCAAGCCUGGCUUUAAUAACCCUGACAAGCCAGUAUCUCAGGUUCUACGAGACGAGGACUGUCCCUCUAUGAUUGUACCAAGUAGACCAUUUCUUCAGAGAUGUCUACCAGACUUCAUCACUCUGAAUGGGACGGUGACUGUGGCGAACAGGACGAGGUUUAAAGAUGCUCUGGAAAUGGCACGCAGUGUUACUGAACUCCAAGACGCUGCCAAAGGUAUAACAGGACUCGUGGACACUAAGGAGCUGGGCAUGAAGAUAGUGGAAGAUUAUGCCAAGUCAUGGGCAUGGAUACUCAUAGGUCUGCUGAUAUCACUGGCUGUUAGUCUGGUCUUCAUCCUGCUGCUGAGAUUCACAGCUGGGCUGCUGCUGUGGGUUACCAUCAUCUCUGUCAUACUGCUGCUGGCAUAUGGUAUGUGGUACUGCUCCAUGGAGUUGUCCCAGCUCAAACACAGACCAGGCUCUGAUGUAGCCAUUGUAGAAGUGGGCCUGCAGAGUGACCUGCAGGUCUAUCUACAGCUCAGACAAACAUGGAUCAUUUUAUUGGUGUCUCUUGGAGUGACAGAAGCCUCCAUCUUGCUGAUGUUGAUCUUCUUGAGGAGAAGGGUCCGGGUGGCCAUCGCCUUGCUCAGGGAGGCCAGCAAAGCCAUCGGCCACAUCAUGUCCACUCUCUUCUACCCAGUCAUCACAUUUCUCUUGCUGACUGUUUGUAUCUCCUACUGGACUGUCACUUCUGUUUAUCUAGCAUCCUCAGGUGAAGCUGUCUACAAAGUGAUGUCUCCUGAUGUGAGCUGUCCCUAUGCCAACAGUACUUGCAACCCGGAGACAUUCAACAGAAGCAACAUCUCCAAAGCAGAGUCCUGUUUGGGUUCUCAGUGUCUGUUUGCGUUCUACGGUGGCGAGACGUCCUACCACCGUUACCUCUUCCUGCUGCAGCUGUCCAACUUGCUCAUCUUUCUCUGGCUGGUCAACUUCAGCUUGGCCCUGGAGCAGUGCACUCUGGCUGGGACAUUUUCUAGCUACUACUGGGCCAAGAGGAAGCCUCAGGAUAUCCCCCCAUGUCCACUGUUCUCAUCCUUCAGCAGGGCAAUCAGGUAUCAUACAGGAUCUUUGGCAUUUGGGGCUCUCAUUCUCUCUAUUGUCCAACUUGUCCGGAUCAUACUGGAGUACCUGGAGCAGAAACUAAGAGGUUUGGACAACAGCCUGUCCAGAUUCAUAAUGUGUUGUCUGAAAUGCUGUUUCUGGUGUUUGGAGAAAUUCAUACGAUACAUGAACCGAAAUGCUUACAUCAUGGUGGCGAUCUAUGGGAAGAACUUUUGUACUUCAGCCAGAGAAGCCUUCUUCUUGCUGAUGAGGAAUAUGGUCAGGGUUGCAGUUCUUGACAGAGUGACUGACUUUCUGUUGUUUCUGGGUAAAGUGCUGAUAGCAGGAGGAGUCGGUGUGGUAGCAUUCCUCUUCUUCACAAGGGAAAUUCCUGUUAUCCAGGAGGAAGUGCCCAAUCUCAACUACUAUUGGAUCCCCCUACUGACAGUCGUGAUCGGUGCCUACCUGAUUGCUCAUGGUUUCUUCAGCGUCUAUGCCAUGUGUGUUGACACGCUCUUCCUCUGCUUCUGUGACGACUUGGAGAGGAAUGAUGGCAGCUCAGAAAAACCUUUCCUCAUGUCCCCAGAGCUGCACAGAAUUCUGGGAAAAUCCAGCUCAGUUUCACGCUGAAAGACUCCAUCUGCAAGCAGCUUGGUCAGUCUGUAUCAUUCUGUAACUCCUAGAGACAGGACAGAAAGAAACAGGACACAAGCAGUUUACACUCCCCUGAACUCUUGAUCUGCUGAGGCAAAAAAAGACAUUUCUCUUUGCUGUUCCCACUGCUCUCCUAUGGCUAAAACACUUCACUACAUUUUACUACUAGCUUUUACCUCUACACGCUGGAUCUACACUGACAUGGAACUUGUUUAACUUGACACUGUGAACUUUCUUACUCAGCCAUGAAAACAUGACUGUACAUGUGUGCCAUACAGGGUUAACAAUGAGAUCUUCUAUGAUUUGCAUGCUUUCAACUUUGCCUGCUUGUUUUCUCUCUACUCUGGUUUUUCUACUAUCAUCACUGAUGCUGUCUGUUAUUUAGUGACUCUAAGACCACAUUCAGACUUUCAAUAGCGCUACAGUAAAACAAUGUAAGGAGCUGUGAUACUGGGAGAAGUUUUUUGGCAGUGUUUUUACUGCUGAAGGCCUCUGCAGUGGCACCCUGCAGCACCAACACAGUGUUUCUGAGUGCAAUUGUUGGUCUGACAUGCAGGGUCCUAGGAAGUAAGAAGUAAUAUUUAAACUCUAAAAUAAAUACAUGAGAAGACCAUUUUUGUAAUCAUUUUGGAAAACCUCUUUAGAACUUUUGAAUAUACCUUUUAUGUGAUGUGUGUUUUGGCUGAAUGUUGAAAACGUGUUUUGCAAAAACUUCAAAGUAUGUGAAAAUGAGUUACAGUGAAAAUGAGUCUUGAUCUACACUAAUGGAUUCAUCUGAGAACAAGAAAUCCAGGACAUAAAGAGCUUUGCUUAUAUGCCUCACAAAACAAUUCCACAGCCACCCAUACUGAUGACACACGUAUUUAUGUUUCUGUUAGUAAUUUUAGAUACAUCAUAAGGCCCAUGUGUCUAAGCAAUACAUUUUUUUCCCCUCACAAUAUUUGGAUAUAAAGGGGGAAACUACUCAGAUAUGACUUUAUUAUUUAACUAGUGUACAGUAUAAGGACAUUUGUACAUUUGCACCUUAAAUAUUCAGCAAAUAUGAUUCGCUGAAUAUUUAAGGUCGAGGUUUAAGUCUGCUUCAGAGAAAGGUAUGUUGUCACAAAUAAUGCAUGGAAAUGUGUGUGCGUGUGUGU
This is a messenger RNA of Thunnus maccoyii (southern bluefin tuna), 3354 nucleotides long. Its product is annotated as choline transporter-like protein 5-A. Lineage: Eukaryota; Metazoa; Chordata; Actinopteri; Scombriformes; Scombridae. Gene Ontology annotation, molecular function: transmembrane transporter activity. Gene Ontology annotation, biological process: transmembrane transport. The transcript has 22 exons. Gene Ontology annotation, cellular component: membrane. The record is from RefSeq and is a predicted model, not a curated record. The coding region runs from base 2 to 2194 and encodes 730 amino acids.